GGAGGAGGAGCGGAGCCGGGUCGACGGGUCGGGGGCCUCGGGGCCCCGGAGCGGGGGCGCCGGGGGCUCCGAGCCCGAGGGGAGGGCGGGGAGAGCGGGAGCAGUGCGGCCGGGGGCGCCACCCCGGGGGCCUCCCGGUGGCGGCGGCCGCUCACUUGUCGCUCACUUGGCGGCCCGCGGGGUGCCUUCGGGUUAGUGCAGAGCUCUAACGAGCGGGAAGCGGGCUGCUGGGCUCUCGCAGCCCUCCCUGACUCCUUUUGAACUUGGUACAGUUGGGCAAGUCUUUGGGAAAAAGCUUUACUGGUCUGAUGAGUGGGGUUCUCCCUCUUUGAGAAGAAAAGGAAACGAGAAGUAAGGACGUUGUUUUUAUUUACCACAGCCGACGAUUAGUAGCACCUUUGUCUCAAUUAUAUGGACUUCGUUUAGGUAGAAAUCAGCGUUAACCCAUUUCUUCUCCGAAACAUGAGUCGCGGACACCGGUGUUGAGUCACUUUAGUCCCCAGACACGACAAAGCUGAUGAAAUAGUGCGGAGACUUUUAUAAUAGCCGCGAAGAAGGAACAGAACCCUGACAGCUGUUAGAAAUUGCAGUUUCUCUUAUUCUUUACCUUUGAUUUGUGCCUUUUUAGAAGGCACCUAGCAAGGUUCCCAGAACAUGCUGGACAGGGAGUAGACAAAUUAUUCAACAUAGUUCUUUAUCCUACUGCACGAAUACCAGGUCCCCCUAACUUUAAAAUCGCUGAGACCUUCCGUGUACAGCGCUCAGGAAAGCAGCUGUCAGCUGACGAUCAAAUUUUCAGCAGUUUUGGCUUACAGGAUCAGCCUGAAGGUCUGACUAAAACAGAGAGCCCCUUUUAACAGUACCUCUUAGCUCCGUAACUUCCUAAAAUUUGUUCCUUUCAAGCCUGAUUUGGCGGGCUGAUGAGACUGUAGCCACCUUCCCUUUAAAUAAAUAGAAACCUCGGUGCACGAUAGAGGUCCGGUAUGAAAAUUGUAAUAGAUUAUAUUAAUAAUUCAUGUUUUCUGGUGUGUUGUUUUUUUUUUUUCCUUUGGGUACCACGUUUUUCUCCUAGUUUUGGUCCUAUGUUGGGAUAGUAAGCUGCUUUCCCUUCAUAAUUUUAAAAUUUGAAUUUUUUUCUUUUCUUUGAACUUUUUCCUCUCAAGGAUGUUAAAUUGAAAAUAAUGUUUUGGCUAAUAAGAGCUAGGUACUAAAAAAAUAAUGUAUAAACAACUGCUUACUGAUUCGGAUACAGCUUUUAGAAAGAUAUUUAAGUGGGUUUGAUCCUGAAUGAGUAGAACACUUAAAGCAUUGUCAUAUUAAGUGUUGAUAAUUACACAAACAUUUUUGGUAUAAAUCUGUAAAUAGAUCAGUGUAAGCAGAUGCUUUCCCAGUGACUUGCUGGUCAACCUGGAAUCAUUUUGGAUAAAGAAGAAAACAGAGAAGGAACAAAGCAUUGAUUACAGAUGUCUUAAUAAUGAGCAAAUGUGGCAGGAAAAAAUAUAUUAAGACAAAUCUAAGACAAAUGACCAUGGAAACAAUUGAAUCUCAGCAGGAUGGAAGUGUAACAGAGUCUGUGGCUGAGAGUGAAUCUGCUCAUAUGCAGACCCAGACUGGUCAAAAUUCAAUCCCUACUUUAGCUCAGGUUUCUGUAGCUGGAUCAGGCACCGGAAGAGGCUCCCCAGCUGUAACUCUAGUACAGUUACCUUCGGGCCAAACUGUACAUGUCCAGGGAGUAAUUCAGACACCACAGCCAUCGGUUAUUCAGUCACCACAAAUACAAACUGUUCAGGUAGCAACAAUUGCAGAGACAGAUGAGUCUGCAGAAUCAGAAGGUGUAAUUGAUUCUCAUAAACGUAGAGAAAUCCUUUCACGAAGACCCUCUUAUAGAAAAAUACUGAAUGAACUUUCCUCUGAUGUGCCUGGUGUUCCCAAGAUUGAAGAAGAAAAGUCAGAGGAAGAAGGAACGCCACCUAACAUCGCUACCAUGGCAGUACCGACUAGCAUAUAUCAGACUAGCACGGGGCAAUACAUUGCUAUAGCCCAAGGUGGAACAAUCCAGAUUUCUAACCCAGGAUCUGAUGGUGUUCAGGGACUGCAGGCAUUAACAAUGACAAAUUCAGGAGCUCCUCCGCCAGGUGCUACAAUUGUACAGUAUGCAGCACAGUCAGCUGAUGGCACACAGCAGUUCUUUGUCCCAGGCAGCCAGGUUGUUGUUCAAGAUGAGGAAACUGAACUUGCCCCAAGUCACAUGGCUGCCGCCACUGGUGACAUGCCGACUUACCAGAUCCGAGCUCCUACUACUGCUUUGCCACAGGGAGUAGUGAUGGCUGCCUCGCCAGGAAGCUUGCACAGCCCCCAGCAACUAGCCGAAGAAGCAACACGCAAACGAGAGCUGAGGCUAAUGAAAAACAGGGAAGCUGCCCGGGAGUGUCGCAGGAAGAAGAAAGAAUAUGUCAAAUGUCUUGAAAAUCGUGUGGCUGUGCUUGAAAACCAAAACAAGACUCUCAUUGAGGAACUCAAGGCCCUCAAAGAUCUUUAUUGCCAUAAAGCAGAGUAACUGUCUUUGACUUGGACCUUGUUUAUUAUGAACUCUAAUCAAGGCAGGAGAUGCAGCAAUUCUACUAAUUGCCAUGUGGACUUGUGGAAGGGACACUUGUGACCCUUAAAAAUCCAGUUUGGCUUAGUGUUUGACAUUGAAUUGGGAACGCUGUUCCAAGAUUUGGAAUGCAGCCAUGAUCACAUUUACCAAGCUUACUUCAGUCUGCUUGUCCAUAGCAUGCAAAAAAAAAAAAAUGUUUUGUUUGCCCUUUUGCUUCUACUUUUUUUCAGGGAAGCUGCUAAAGAA
Lutra lutra (Eurasian river otter) is the source of this 2845-nucleotide messenger RNA. RefSeq names its product cAMP responsive element modulator (gene CREM). The transcript is spliced from 10 exons. Gene Ontology annotation, biological process: regulation of transcription by RNA polymerase II. The coding region runs from base 1475 to 2557 and encodes 360 amino acids. Gene Ontology annotation, cellular component: nucleus; ATF4-CREB1 transcription factor complex. The record is from RefSeq and is a predicted model, not a curated record. NCBI's taxonomy places the organism in Eukaryota, Metazoa, Chordata, Mammalia, Carnivora, Mustelidae. Gene Ontology annotation, molecular function: DNA-binding transcription factor activity, RNA polymerase II-specific; protein binding; RNA polymerase II cis-regulatory region sequence-specific DNA binding.